Molecule: messenger RNA, 13788 nt
Organism: Pelobates cultripes (western spadefoot toad)
Lineage: Eukaryota; Metazoa; Chordata; Amphibia; Anura; Pelobatidae
Source: the annotation of a GenBank genome assembly
UGGGAAGUUAGUUUUCAAGAGUGGCUGGCACGCCCACCAAUCAGGUGGCAGGUAGGCAGUAACUCCGCCAAUGAGGGAGUGAGUUAGAGACAGGGAAGCGGUGUCGGUAAGUCGGUGCUUGGUAGCCGCUUCCAUGGCCUCCGCGGGCAGUCUGCUGGUCCUGCUCCUGCCCCUGGCAGCGUGCACGUUCACACAGCCCCAGGACACCGAGCUCACGUUCCUGCUGCCGGCUGGGAGACAGGAGUGCUUCUACCAGGGGGCUCUUUACAAUGACAGCAUGGAGAUAGAGUACCAGGUAAGAUAAUAUAUAUAAUACCCCAUAUAAUAAUACCAGGGGGCUGUGUACAAUGACAGCAUGGAGAUAGAGUACCAGGUAAGAUAAUAAUAUAUAAUAUAAUAAUAUAUAUAAUAAUACCAGGGGGCUUCCUGUACAAUGACAGCAUGGAGAUAGAGUACCAGGUAAGAUAAUAAUAUAAUAUAAUAAUACCAGGGGGCUCUGUACAAUGACAGCAUGGAGAUAGAGUACCAGGUAAGAUAAUAUAUAUAAUAUAAUAAUACCAGGGGGCUCUGUACAAUGACAGCAUGGAGAUAGAGUACCAGGUAAGAUAAUAAUAUAUAAUAUAAUAAUACCAGGGGGCUCUGUACAAUGACAGCAUGGAGAUAGAGUACCAGGUAAGAUAAUAUAUAUAAUAUAAUAAUACCAGGGGGCUCUGUACAAUGACAGCAUGGAGAUAGAGUACCAGGUAAGAUAAUAAUAUAUAAUAUAAUAAUACCAGGGGGCUGUGUACAAUGACAGCAUGGAGAUAGAGUACCAGGUAAGAUAAUAAUAUAAUAUAAUAAUACCAGGGGGCUCUGUACAAUGACAGCAUGGAGAUAGAGUACCAGGUAAGAUAAUAUAUAUAAUAUAAUAAUACCAGGGGGCUCUGUACAAUGACAGCAUGGAGAUAGAGUACCAGGUAAGAUAAUAAUAUAUAAUAUAAUAAUACCAGGGGGCUCUGUACAAUGACAGCAUGGAGAUAGAGUACCAGGUAAGAUAAUAUAUAUAAUAUAAUAAUACCAGGGGGCUCUGUACAAUGACAGCAUGGAGAUAGAGUACCAGGUAAGAUAAUAAUAUAUAUAAUAAUACCAGGGGGCUGUGUACAAUGACAGCAUGGAGAUAGAGUACCAGGUAAGAUAAUAAUAUAAUAUACAACACCAGGCUCUGUACAAUGACAGCAUGGAGAUAGACAGGUAAGAUAAUAAUAUAUAAUAUAAUAAUACCAGGGGGCUCUGUACAAUGACAGCAUGGAGAUAGAGUACCAGGUAAGAUAAUAAUAUAUAAUAUAAUAAUACCAGGGGGCUUCCUGUACAAUGACAGCAUGGAGAUAGAGUACCAGGUAAGAUAAUAUAUAAUAAUACCGUGGGCUCUGUACAAUGACAGCAUGGAGAUAAAGUACCAGGUAAGAUAAUAAUAUAUAAUAAUACCAGGGGGCUCUGUACAAUGACAGCAUGGAGAUAAAGUACCAGGUAAGAUAAUAAUAUAUAAUAAUACCGUGGGCUCUGUACAAUGACAGCAUGGAGAUAAAGUACCAGGUAAGAUAAUAAUAUAUAAUAAUACCAGGGGGCUCUGUACAAUGACAGCAUGGAGAUAAAGUACCAGGUAAGAUAAUAAUAUAUAAUAAUACCGUGGGCUCUGUACAAUGACAGCAUGGAGAUAAAGUACCAGGUAAGAUAAUAAUAUAUAAUAAUACCAGGGGGCUCUGUACAAUGACAGCAUGGAGAUAAAGUACCAGGUAAGAUAAUAAUAUAUAAUAAUACCGUGGGCUCUGUACAAUGACAGCAUGGAGAUAAAGUACCAGGUAAGAUAAUAAUAUAUAAUAAUACCAGGGGGCUCUGUACAAUGACAGCAUGGAGAUAGAGUACCAGGUAAGAUAAUAAUAUAAUAUAUAAUAAUACCAGGGGGCUGUGUACAAUGACCGCAUGGAGAUAGAGUACCAGGUAAGAGAAUAAUAUAUAAUACCCCGUAUAAUACCAGGGGGCUUGCUAUCCCCUGUAUAAUAAUACCAGGGGGCUUGCUAUCCCCCGUAUAAUAAUACCAGGGGGCUUGCUAUCCCCCGUAUAAUAAUACCAGGGGGCUUGCUAUCCCCCGUAUAAUAAUACCAGGGGGCUUGCUAUCCCCCGUAUAAUAAUACCAGGGGGCUUGCUAUCCCCCGUAUAAUAAUACCAGGGGGCUUGCUACAACCCGUAUAAUAAUACCAGGGGGCUUGCUACACCCCGUAUAAUAAUACCAGGGGGCUUGCUACACCCCGUAUAAUAAUAAUACCAGGGGGCUUGCUACACCCCGUAUAAUAAUAAUACCAGGGGGCUUGCUACACCCCGUAUAAUAAUAAUACCAGGGGGCUUGCUACACCCCGUAUAAUAAUAAUACCAGGGGGCUUGCUACACCCCGUAUAAUAAUAAUACCAGGGGGUUUGCUACACCCCGUAUAAUAAUAAUACCAGGGGGGAAGAGGGACUUGCUAUACCCCGUAUAAUAAUAAUACCAGGGGGGAAGAGGGACUUGCUAUACCCCGUAUAAUAAUAAUACCAGGGGGGAAGAGGGACUUGCUAUACCCCGUAUAAUAAUAAUACCAGGGGGGAAGAGGGACUUGCUAUACCCCGUAUAAUAAUAAUACCAGGGGGAAGAGGGACUUGCUAUACCCCAUAUAAUAGUACCGGCUUAGAGUGGCUUACCAUACAACAGAUAACAUAGUACCAGGUGAGAGGGGGCACCUCAUUGGAGUUACCAUACCCCAUAUUGUUAUUUGGGUAAUAUCUAUUACUAUUCAGCUGCCGAAUUGUCUAAUUCCGAGAGCGUGCGUUGAAAGUCCCACUGGGAGAAAGGUGCUAUAUAAAUACUAGUUAUAUAUAAUAGUACCGGGUGAGUGGGACUUGCCAUACCCCAUAUAACACAGCACCAGGUGAGUAGGGGGAAAGUUACCAGAACCCAUAUAACAAAAUACCAGGUGAUUGGGGGCAGGUCAGACUGGGAGUUAUAAGCAAUGUAAAAGUACCAGGUAAGUGGGGACAGAGUGUUACAGAACCCAAAUAACAAAAUAGCUGGUGAGUAGGGGGCUGCUCAGAGAGGGAAUAAUGAGAAUCAUUCCUCAAUACAACACAUUUCCAGGUGAGUGGGGGCAGAGAGUUUUCAGACCAUACCCCAUAUAACACAGUACCAGGUGAGGGAGGCACAGGGCAGAGAGUUACUAGAACCAGAACUCGCAUAACAAAAUAGCAGUUGAGAGGGGGCACAGGGCAGCUCAGACUGGAAGUUAUCAUACCACAUAUAAAAUAGCUGCAGGUUAGUGGGGGCAGAGAGUUACUAGAACUAUACUCCAUAGUACACCACAUCAGGUGAGUGGGUACCUGAUGACCAUACCCUAUGAUAACACAGUAUCAGGGGGGCGGGGGGGCACCGGGCAGCUCUGACUGGGCAGUAUGAGAAACAUUCUGCCAAAUAACACAGUACCUGGUGAGAGGUGGCACAUGGCAGCUCAGACAAGUUGUCAGGUGAUGGAUACAAGUAAUGCUGCAAUAUUAGAAUGGGACAUUUAUUAAAAAAAAUUAAAAAAUCUAGAAACAAACAUUUUUUGUUUCUAUAUUUUUAUAAAUGUCCAGAAGAAAAAAGUACGCAUGGUGAUAGAAAUGAUGGCGUUGGUAACAAAAAGCAUUUUUUUUCCCUUCUAAAAAAAAUCAAAUAAAAAAUUGUGUAAAUAAUGUAUGAGGGCAGUUCUGGGACUGUGAAACUGGAAAACCCACAUUUCUGUUGGAACAAGGCUUUUCAGGUCCACCAAGUUUUCCAGGACAUGCAACUUUUUUAUCUUGAUGUGCUGCAAAUGAGGUGUAUAUUUGUACAGAGAUUCAGAGUGUGUGGAGGAUCGGUGUAUUUCACCCCUCUCCCUUCUCAUGGCUUGUGACAAGGCUUGACAAAGACCUGCUUUAAAGGAAAACUAUAUAUAGUGCAAAAUGGAUUGACCAAGGACCAAGUCUCACUUCACGCUCAUUAUGGAAGCACCAUCUAAUGGUGGUAGUGUUCCAUUCACUUGAGGUAGCCCUGCAAUAUAAACAUGGUUUUAGCUCUGAAACAGCAGUGUAUUACAUUGCGGGAGCAAAACGCCAGGGGCAUUGCGCACAGACCACUUAGAGGGACACUAUAGUCACCAGAACCACUACAGCUUUAUGUAGUGGCUCUGGUAUCUAUAGCCUGUCUCUGAAGGCUAAGCAUUAUAAAUGCUGCCUUCUAAGAGACAGCCACUAGAGGUGCUUCCUAGUGUAGUGCUCCACAGCGUCUCCAUGCUCUGCAUAAAGCGGCUGAAUGCUCCACAUAGAGAUGCAAUGAUUCAAUGUAUCUCUGAGGAGAUGCUGAUUAUCACAGUGUGGCAUUUUGCUGCACAUGCACAAUAGCUUCCCAAUGCUGUCCUAUGGGAAAGCUUUGGAUUGGAUGCGAUCCUCAAGAUUGAUGAUCUCAGCAAUGGAGGUAGAGCAAGCUGCGGCGAUAAAGGAUUUGUUUAACACCUUCUUACUCCACAGAUAAGGCCUCUACACCUAAGUGUAUCCAUGCUCUAUAGUGUUACUUUAUUUGAGAUGAAGUGGUCUAGGUGCCUUUUAAGGCUGACAAUUUGCCAUCUUAUGGGAUUACAAUAAAUGAAUUGGAUUGCAUAAAAUGGCAAGAUGUUAACUAGUGGUGUGCUGGACGGUUUUCUGCUUGCCUGUUUGACCGAACCGUCUCUUCCACCUCUGCGUUACAUUAGUGUGUGCUUGCUAAUGCUAAACUUCAAAUUGCUGUUUCCAUAUCUAGGCUGGCAUGAUAGUCUACUGUGUAUAUAGAGCUCAGACGUGGUAAAAAUGCGGAAGGACGGCUAGCAUUAGCUGAGCAGCAUUGGCUAAUUCAUAGAGCUCAUAACUGCAAGCUGGAAUGUGCUUGAAACACAGGAACUUUAAAGGAAUUUUACUUUUAAUAUUUCUAAAGGGUCACUAUAGGCAUCAUAGUAAGUUUAAGGUGCAUAGAAUUCCCUGCUUUAACUCUCCACUCUGAGAAGCCAACAACUGCAGAGAUUUAUGAAAAUGUCACUACGAUAAGCCUGUCCCUUAGAGUGAUCAAUUAGGCGACCUGAAUGCUCUGUUCCUUCUUCCUGGUAUCCAUUUUGUGGUGAAUGUUUUGUGGGCUUAGCCCUGUCUCUUCUCCCAUUGCCCAUAAGCAACAUCCUAAUGUUCUAGGCUGAUGCCUUUGGGCCAAUAAUGAAGGUUCCAAUGUCUUUGAGAGUAACGGUGCACACUUUAUAUCUUUUAUCAGGUGAUUGGAGGUGCUGGACUUGAUGUGGAUUUUACGAUCACCACUCCUUCAGGGGUUUUGCUUAUUAUGGAGCGACGUCGAUCUGAUGGAGUGCACACGUAAGUGAUUAAGUGUCAGGGCAACGACCGGCAUCUUCUCUUUAGUUUUCAUAGAUAGUCAAUAGUUGGCUAACAAUUCCAAUUGUACAGUGCUGUAAAAUAGGUGAACAUGACAAAUGUUUAAAGGAUCACUAUAGGGUCAGGAACACAAACCUGUAUUCCUGCCCCUAUAGUGUUAAAACCACUAUCUAUCCCCCCUGGGCCCCUCAUGCCUCCAUAAAUAUAGUAAUAAUCUUACUGUAUUCAAGCCUGAAGCUGUAACUCUGCAUGCUGUUAGACUCAGAAAACAAGCAGUCUGCUGACAUCAUCAGAAGUGGUAGCCUGAUCCAAUCACAAUGCUUCCCCAUAGGCUUGGCUGAGACUGACAAGGAGGCAGAUUAGGGGCAGAGCCAGCAUGAUUCAAACACAGCCCUGGCCAAUCAACUUCUCCUCAUAGAGAUGAAUUGAAUCAAUUAAUCUCUAUGAGGAAAGCUCAGUGUCUGCAUGCAGAGGGAGGAGAUACUGAAUGUUUGGAUGCAUUUUAGGCAGCCAUGGCCCAGGAAGGAUCUCUAACAGACAUCUAAGGAGUGGCCAGUGAAGUUAUCACUAGGCUGUAAUGUAAACACUGCAUUUGUUUCUGAAAAGACAGUGUUUACAGCAAAAGGCCAGAAGGUAAUGAUUCUACUCACCAGAACAAAUUCAAUAAGCUGUAGUUGUUCUGGUGACUAUAGUGUCCUUUUAAUUCUAACACAUGAUUGACGUACUGGAACAGUAGGUGAAGAAGGCCCUGUCUAAACAAGCUUACCACUGGCCUGUAUCUGAUCUAUGAGUAAAAGUCCAUGUUGGUUUAAGGUAAUUGAAGCUAUGAACUGUAGGACGGCUAGUAACUGCUCUGAUUGAUUCAACAGCCAGAGUUCUGUAAUGUUCUUUAUGUUUAUAUUGGUCACCCAACACAUACUGCUAUGUUAUAUUGGCCGCCGAGCCUACUUGAAUCUCUGGUGACACGGUUCAGAACUUCAGAAUUGCAGAAGCUGCAUGCUGAUCCCAAUGGUCCUUCAUAGGCUGAGGGAAUCUGCUGCACCCUCUCUGCCAGAUUUCCUAUUGGAGCCACUCCAGGCUACAUAAUGACGCUGCCAGAAGUAGAGUUAAACCUCCAGCAGAACUGGGUUAGAUGUUGGUUAAAACCUGCGCAUACAGGCUCCAGGUUCAAUUUGCACUUCAAAUCCCUGAAGGGGGUCCUGCUUUGUGGAGUAACACACUAAUUUUGGUGUAAAACUUGCCAUGUAAACGAGUAGUUUGUUCAUAAACCUCCAGCUACUGUCUUCUUCUAACAUAAUUCUCUUUUCCACCUUUUAUUUAAUUUGUUUUUCCUUGUUAGGGUGGAACCUGCUGAAGCCGGCGACUAUAUGAUUUGCUUUGAUAAUUCAUUUAGCACAAUCUCAGAAAAACUUGUUUUCUUCGAGAUUAUAUUUGAUACACGACCAGGCGAUGAAGAACCAGAUAACUGGUCUGAAAUGGUGGAACCAGAUGAACUCUUAGACAUUAAAAUUGAGGACAUAAAGGUAGGUCAAAGAGGGGGUGGGGGGGGAUACAAAUUCUAAAUCCACCCCUGUCUGGUACUGCAGCUGUGCCUUACAUCACAAGUUUUGUUUCCAAUAAUGUUCUCAUGACUUUCUGACCGGGUAGAAAAUAUCUCUUAAUCUAUUUAUUAGCUAGUGAUUUCACCCCUGCAAUGUACUGAAGAAAUUGAAUCACUCAUCAGAAGGAAACUCUGAGGAACAGGUACUGAUUUGUCUACUUUAAUAAGAUUACCUUUCCUGCUCACGGACUGAGAAGGAGUAGAGUUCUGCCUUCUGAAGAUCUUACUUCUUACAGGAAACCUGCACAGUAUAGCCAGUUUCUAGUCACCAACUUUUUAAAAGACAUCCAAAGCAUGGUCUUUAUUGAAUGUCUCUAGUAAAUCAUAGGCUCUUUUCAGAAUGUGUCAUAAUUCUAAAAAAACCCAAACCUCAGAUUUCUUAACCCCUUAAGGACCAAUGUCUUUUUGAGAUUUACCACGUUUGUGACCAAGGCGGUUUUUGCAAUGCAUUCAUUCCUCCACAAAUUCCCUGCUUCUGUUUAAGUGCACCCAUACAUAUUGUAAGUAUUUAACCCCUUUUUUUUUUGUGCAAAAGUAAAUGCAAAUACAGAAAUGAGAAAAGUUAGUCAAAACAAAUGUGUACUUACAGAAGUAUAGUUGGUAUAAAUGUUGUAUCCUUAAAAAGGUUUUAAGCAAACAUGUCUGAAUGUAAAUCAAAUUAUACUGCCACAAGCUAGUUAAGAAAUGUAAUAGGUGUUGUAGUGAUAAGCAGAUAUAGCCUGAGCAUGGCAUAUUGGUGGACAUAAAAAGAUACAUGCGGCUAUCUGAUAAGGGCUACAAGUUUGCAUCCACCUGGGGAACAAACGCAUCGCUAGAGACCUGCCUACUGAAGGUGCAUUGACCUCUAAAUUAAAAUUUCUAAACAAAUGGUAAAAGAUAUCUAUGAGUGUGUCUCUAGUAGUAGGUGCUGGGAUUACUGACUGCAUAUGGUCUGAUAUCUGUAGUUGGCAGAUUGACUGACUGUGAGUUUUUGAGGCCAGGUCUUUCCCUGUGUGGGCGCUGCGGAAGACUCCGAUGUUCCUCACCUGCCAACGGCGGGCAGUCUUCUGGUAGUUUGGGUGAUACAUCGGAGGGGCUCUCAGUGUGACCUUUGGCCCAGGCAUGCAUGCGAAAUGGGAGCUUUAGAUUGUUUUGCCCAAGACAGGACUGUUUCGCUUUUCCGAACCCAUCUGCUUCCCUGCCAUGUGUAGGUAGAUCCCAGAAGCGGGUAAAUAUCAGGUCCAGUUGCGUUUGUGCAGGCUGCGUGGAUGCUGGUGCUGACAGCCGGGUCGUGUCCGCCAUCUUGCUUGGACCGAUGUGGUAGGAGCUUGGGUGGUUGCAGUAUGCGGCAGGAGCAAUGCAUGCAUUUGGUCGGUUGGGACUGGGAUGAUCUCCGCCAGUCCAUGGGGAGGACGAGGGCCCAAGCUGUGAUCUGCAGUCAGUCAUAGCAAUUUGAGAGUCGCAGUCUCCACCACGCCGGCAAUGUUUCUAGGCCGCGAGGUUAGUUCAGGCAAGACCAGUACAAAGGUCCACAUGUGGUAUGGGUGUGGAGAUCAUGAUGUCCCCAAUCGUUUAUCAGCUAUAUUUUGUUACAUGCUUCUGCUCUGCGGUCAGGACCUGCCCCCACCAUUUACGAUUUUAUCAAAUGGGUAGGGGAAAAAAGGGUGGAAAAAACCUAUACAGUAUUUGUAGAAAGGAAAGCAUGUCCCCGAGGCUAUAUUAUAAGGAGAAAUUUGACACUUUCUCUUUAACCACUUUAUCACAAACCUUCACAAACAUUCUCAAUCCAUUCCCAACCCACACCCCAACAUAUAUAGACUUUAUUUGGGGAAAAUUCACAGACCACAUGUAUCCCACUACUGCAAACAUAGCCUGUUUGUAUUCUGCUACUUUUUAAAAUCAUAGUGUGUGCGUUAGUUUGUUCUCCCUUAAUCCAGCUAUAAUCCCACUCCUAAUUCCACCUCAAGAUUCUUUUUGCUGUUGUCAGCACUGACAUUGGCAGAGGAAUUUCCCAACUCACACCGUACAGAGCACUCUGCUAGCUCUAUGUACAGUGUGAUUGCAGAGCUCACGCUCAUGUUGUAGCAAUCAGAUGGUGUUGGGCAGAUGGCCGAACAGAGUAAUAAUCCUACUGCAGGGAGAGUUCCCUAUGUUAUCCCUUACACUGAUGGGACACUGUGCAAGGCUGGGCGAGGACCAAAGGCAUUCAGUUUACCGUAGCAGGGUGAUCACUUUUUAAAGGGCUAAGAGCAGCGCUCUACUGUUAGUCUGGGGGGCUACUAACAGUGGCCCCAACUGACAGAGGAGACCCCCAGGUAUCAAGAUACCGGAGCAUCCUUGGUACCAGCAGAGAGUUAACCUUUACUGUAUGACCGCCUAUGCCAUCACUGGGCAUUAAAGCCCUUAAGUGGUUAAAGGGCUGCUCUUUGUAGGUUGUUAAUCACCACUACCCACGAUAGCCAACAGCAGCAUGACUGCUAUCUUAGACUGUCCCACCAUUACUCCUCAACCGAAAGAUUUACAUAAACUGUUUGCAGAACACACUAGCAGAGUUGCUCAAAGAUGACUGUCUGUGAUGCACACUUGUCUAUUCACAAAGCAGAAGACUUGGCACAAACUGGGUAUUAUCUUAGGUAGAUUUAUUGUGCUGUAAAUUGCAAUUUAUGGGCGUCUAUGAGCCUUUUGUUUGACAGGGGCUCUCUUCUGUUUACCUUGGUGUGGAGCUGCCUGUUACUGGCUGCACUUGGAUUUCCCAUAUGUUAUGUUCUUCACAGCAUACUCUUGUUUUGACUGUUAUUUCUACUUUGAUUUAUAGACUUAAUCUCCCUUUUUAUGGUAUGCUCUUUGCUUUCUUGCUGCUAGGAAUCUAUAGACAACAUGAAGAGCAGGCUGGAACGCAGUAUUCAGAUGCAGACCGUUCUACGUGCCUUCGAGGCUCGAGACCGUAAUUUACAAGAUAGCAACCUCGAUCGAGUCAACUUCUGGUCGGCUGUAAACCUCGGAGUGCUGGUUGCAGUCACAUUCAUUCAGGUGUAUAUGUUGAAAAGCCUGUUCGAUGACAAGAGGAAGGUGCGGACGUAACAGUAUCAAAGUGAUGAAGACGGAGCCACAUUGUUUUCCUAGCACUGUCAACCACCCAUUCACGUCUUCCGUUAAUAUUAUGGACAUUGGAUCUGCAGUCCCCAUCAGAGCAAUGUGGCUGUAAAUAAUAUGAUCAACCAAUUUCAGCUAGGUACACAAGGCGAUAUGCAUCAGAUAACAGUGGAAAAUGGACUUGGUGGGCGGGUAAGGGUACACUUACGGACUCUCGUAUGGCGGUUUUAAAUAAGUUUUUUUUUUUUUUUUUUUCCUGCCUUUUAUUAGUGUUCAAUAGGAGAUCAAAUUCAACCAUCAUAUGGUCUAUAGGCAGCCAUGUUGUUCACAAAGUGAGGGGUAGGAAAAAUGUUUACUAAACUGUCCCAAAUACCUUCAUAUUUAAAAAAAAAAAAACACUUUUUCGGUCCUGUAAUUGUCAAUGUGCACAAUAUACUCUAAUUUGGGUCUGCAAUUAAGCAGCUCUAAAAACGUUUCUUUCAGCAAAUUGUACCUUUUUAACGUUAGUGUUCCAGAAUGCAUCUAGCACGGCUGUGUUCAGUCUGAAGAAAAGAAAAAAUUCGAAGCCGGUGCUGAAUAGGCUUUUCAUUUUCUCCCCUUUCAUUUUCUACAUAUUUCAUUCUUCAACUAAUGCGUUGAACUCUAUUACCUGAUGCAGAUCCUGAAUUCUUAGUGCCUUUUAACAUUACACAAAGUGAUCACAGUCGACUUUUUAUAUCUCACCCAUCGACUGCCCUGGUGCAAAUCAUGAUUAUUUCUGUUAAAAUGAAUAAUCAAAUUUCAAAACCACGAGGUAAAGGAAAGAUGUAGAGAGUGGCUAUUUUAUUGGUUUGCCUUAAGGCAAAUAUUUCUAUGCAAUAUGCCUAAUGCAGUAUUUUAUAUCUGGAAGGGUGUGAUUAGUUUUUAAUCUUGUCUUGAAACAAGUCUUCCUUUCUAAUAGUUAUAUAAUUUAUAUAUAUUUUUAAUUGCAGAAAACUUAUUUGCUAUUUUUGUUAUCUGUAAAAAGAGGGGUUUGUAUAAAUGCACAAAUGGUGUAUAUUUUUCCCCUUUCAUUUUGAUUAGCUGGAAGUUCCCACAGCUGUAGCUUAAAGGCCAGCGAAACCUUGUCCGUAACAGUUACUUUCUUACAAACAGUGGAAAUGGGUUUGUGUCAUUUCAAGGGGUUAACGGUCUUAUAAAUAAAGUUAUAUUUCAUAGAAAGGUUUUUUACUUUUUCAAAGAGCUAGGAGCUCACUGGACAAUCACAUUGCUGCUAAAGAUCUUUUUAUACCUACAGUGCCUGCUCACCCUCCUGCUAAAUGUAAUAAAAUGGGAGUUUUAACAGUUUACUUGUGACUUCAAAUGACAAAUGUUUUUAAUGUGAAUUUGUAAUUUGGGGACAAUGGUACUUAUGUUGGCCAACGACUCAAUAAAUUGUAUUUCUAGGUGUCAUUGUGGAUUUUCAAGAAACAAAAAAAAAUGCUAGUACUCACCAGGCCUGCAGUGGUUAAAAGUAAACACCAAACACACUAAGCACUGACAUAAUUUAAGGACAUGUGGUAGUUUUUAGCCUAACAUUCCGUAAUUUUUAAAUUGUAGCAUGGCUAUGUUUACAAACUGUGGGGCAUUGUGAUUGGCUGUAGGCAGGAGUCAAUUCAGCUGCUCAGCUACAUUUUGUCUUCUAAUCAGGAACAUGUCUGUUUAAAAAAAAAAAAAAAGUGACAGUGUAGCUAAGGAUUAAGCUGUAGAACAGUGCAAAAGAUCUGGAGCGGUACAGGCGCACCUGUAUGGCGCCGGAAUAAAUGUAAGUUUUUACUUUAUUUAAGGGGCGGGGGGGCUAAAAUGUGUUUUUAACACUAUAGGGUUAGGAAUACACGUUUGUGGUCCUGAGCCAAUAAUAUUUGGAGAAAAACAUCAAUUCCUCAGCAGACACUCACUGCUGAGAAAUGGAGGGCUAGAAGGAGCAGGGGAGACCUUCCACAGGCCAUCCAUCUGCUCUCCACCCGUAACUCCCUAGCCAGCGAUGAUAGCACCAGCUAGGGAAUAUAGGAAUGGAAGUGUAAUACUCACCCCUUUAAUUGGGGAGUGGAGUGCCAGGAAAGCCAUAACAGAUUCCUUUUAAUAUGUUUCAUGGUGCUGCUUUGUAGUUCUGUCUGUCACUGUAUAUUUUUUCUCACACAGGGAUGAGAACCUCCAAUAAUGCUUUCAAAUAUAUUUUAAUCUCCACCAAAGUGGUUAUGGUGCCAGGAUUGACAAGAUACCUGGGGUCCGCUGAGUGGAGGUCUCUCUGGACUUUGAGGCUUUCCUUUUUCAGCCAUUCUGUUCUAGAUUUGCUGGUGUGCUUUAAUCAUUGUCCUGUUGCAUGACCCAAUUUCAGCCAAGCUUUAUCUGUCGGACAGAUGGUCUCAUGUUAGACUCUAUAAUACUUUGGUAUACAGAGGCGUUUAUGGUCGACUCAAUGGCUGCAAGGUUCCUAGGUUCUGUGGCUGCAAAACAAGUCUAUAUGCUUCACAGUUGGUAUGAAGGGUUUGUGCAGAUAUGCUGUGUUUGGUUUUCGACACACAUCUCCACUUUGGUCUCCUAUGUCCAAAGGACAUUGUUCCAGAAGUCUUGAGGUUUGUUCAGAUGCAACUUUGCAAAGCUAAGCUGUGCUGCCAUGUUCUUUUCAGUGAGAAGAGGCUUUCCCCUGGCAACCCUUCCAAACAGACCACCAGGAGCUUCGGCUGGAUUCCAAUAGGGAGAGACAUGGCUUCAUUUAAGAGUAUUCGAGUCUGUGAUUAUGAGAUGCAUGCCUUCAUGACGGCUGGAGGGCCACUAUCCCUCACGCUUGCCUAGAUGUCUCUACCGCAUAUCCCCAUACACUACGAAGUUUGGGCAAUGGAUGAAACUUGCAGCCACGCAUGGAGCGACUUGUCACACCCCCAUGCGCCCCCAAAACCUGCAAACUCUGACAUUCCGUGUUAUGCCCUCAUUUCUAGCUCGACUUGUCUCUCUACUAAUACAGUGACUUGCUACUAAUUAUGUUCCACCUUAGCCUUGUGCAGUACAAUUAAAUGCUAGCUUGUUUAGGAUCCGUGGUCACCUUCUUAGAUGUAAGACUCAUAACAUACAUUGGGCCUGUUUAGUGCCAGCAUGUCUAGCUACCAUAUCCUGUUAUCAAUUCUGGUAUAUGUUAUUAGUUGAUGCAAACUGCACCAGCCUGAGAAGCGUUCUCACAAAUCUACCUUCACAGGCAGUCUGGGCAGUGUGUUGUGGAAUCCGGUGGCUCAACAAUCUUGCUUAAAAGUUUCCACCUUACCCAGCAUGUGAAACAAUUGUUUAUGUUCAUUUUUAUGUCUACUAUCCUUACAGACCACCAGUAUAGCCUGUUAAUUAUGAUCCGUUCUGUCUCUCCACUGUCUAACUCACUUAGAAAUGUAAUUGGUAAAAACAAAAAAUGGCCAGUUUACCUAUAUGCCAUUUCGAUGAUUAUACGGUUUGUUUAGCACUAUGCUUGCAAUUGCUGUUGUGGCCUAGGAAGCUUACUGUUACUCCAUGCACGAUAUAAAUAAAGAUUGACAAAAAUAAAUCAAUAACGAGGCCACUUUACUAAAUUAUAAAGCCCUGAGUAAGUAGCAACAAAUACAGCAUAUAUUACAUACAUGGGAUUCCAGCAUGGCAUGUCUGUGAAAACCAGACUGGAAAAAGGGUCUGCAGAUUGAAACAAGGAAC